UCGGCGCGCGCUUUGCUCCAAGGGAAUGACAACCCCUUUCCGCAUAGAUCAUCUCAUCCUCACUCACUCACUCACCACCCCUCCCCCAAAAUCUCAGCCCUCAGCUAUGCCUUAAAACCUCCGCACAGCCCGCUGCCAUUCACACCUCCAGCCGUCUUUACUGCCAUCCACUCUCUUUCAAGAAAAAAAUAAAAAAGCCCAGUCCUCGUCAAUCCGGUAGAAAAACGUGUUCGUUUCUCACCCACAUUCACUCUUUACACACCUACAACACUCGAUAAUACUCAAUCACCACCAACCCAACCACAUAAUCAGAAUGCGUUUCUCAACUGUCUUCUGCGCCGUCGGUGCCUUCGCCGUUGCCGUCUUUGCCCAGCAGAACCCCAUCAGCGAGCCUACCCAGGCCACCGAGAUUAUCGCGGGCAAGCCUUGCAUGAUCAAGUGGAACCCCACCUCUGAGGGAACAAUCAGCUUGUACCUCCGCCAGGGUGACAGCAAGAACUUGGGCACCGUCGGCCCCAUUGCCGAGGGCGUUGAGAACUCCGGUGUCUACGAGUGGGUUCCCGAGAAGGAGCUCCCCGGCGGCGACGACUACGCGAUCCAGAUCGUGUCCGAGGACGACGAGAUCAACUACACGUCGCUGCUGUCUAUCAAGAGCGACGUGAAGGCGAAGCCCGUAUCGGAGUCCGCCUCCCCGUCCGCCUCCGCCUCCGAGGAGGCUCCCAAGUCCACCCACCACGACGCCUCCAAGACCAUGACCACCGACGCCCCCCACCACACCACCAUGGCCUCCAACGGCACCAUCGUCACCUCCACCAAACCCUACAGCAACAGCACCGCCACCUCCACCAAGAAGAGCUCCUCCGCCCGCCCCAGCUCCACCUCCUCCGCUGAGGAGUCGUCCGUGCCCUCGACCCCCGCCGACUCCGGUGCCAUCGGCGUUGUCCGCUCGCCGCUGGCGCUCGUCGCCUGCCUGGUCGGUGCGAUCGUUUACUUCAACUAAACGCUCUCACCACCUCGCGCUCGAGUUCAUUUCUUUCAGUGUGCGUUGCUGUUAACUGUACUUUUUAACUUUAUUAUAACGGUUUGAUGGGUUUAUGGAGGGGAAAGGGGAUGUACGUUUUCAUGUUGGAUUACAAAGUUAUCAAGAUUAUAAUAUCAUUUUUCGUGGUUGUUUUGGGGGAGUUCGAACAUCUUUUUCUUUGUGUAUAUC
Molecule: messenger RNA, 1210 nt
Organism: Tricharina praecox
Lineage: Eukaryota; Fungi; Ascomycota; Pezizomycetes; Pezizales; Pyronemataceae
Product: Ser-Thr-rich glycosyl-phosphatidyl-inositol-anchored membrane family-domain-containing protein
Exons: 2
Coding region: 314-1000 (228 amino acids)
Source: RefSeq, a predicted model, not a curated record